Cygnus atratus (black swan) is the source of this 5533-nucleotide messenger RNA. It is a transcript of the gene LETM1, whose product is annotated as leucine zipper and EF-hand containing transmembrane protein 1. The transcript has 14 exons. The record is from RefSeq and is a predicted model, not a curated record. Bases 179 to 2440 code for a protein of 753 amino acids. Lineage: Eukaryota; Metazoa; Chordata; Aves; Anseriformes; Anatidae. Gene Ontology annotation, molecular function: calcium ion binding; ribosome binding. Gene Ontology annotation, cellular component: mitochondrial inner membrane. Gene Ontology annotation, biological process: intracellular monoatomic cation homeostasis.
UCUCUUGACGUUGCCUCAGGACUACAACCCCCGUCUCGCCCCAGCGCCUUACCGUGCCGAGGACUACACUUCCCGGCGUACCCCGCUCCUCCGGGGACGGGGCGGGCGGGCGGGCGGCAGCCGCCCCGGGGCGGCCAUGAGCAGGCUGGCAGCCCGCCGCUAGGCCGCCGCCGCCAAGAUGGCGUCCGUGCUGCUCCGAGCCUGCGGCUGGCCGGCCUGCCGCCUACCGCGCUGCCGGGCCCCCAGGGGUAACUUGGGAGAUCGGGCAUGUCUAAGCUGUACAUCGCUGAGGUUGACAAACAAAAUGACUGUACACUUUAAAUAUUGCACUAGUGUCUCUCCUGUUUAUGCAUACUCCAAAAAAGACCAGUACUGUUGUUGGACUAGAGGAUCUGAACGAACGUACUUUACUCUUAUGAGCUCUUCUGGCUCAUGGAUGCCCCUAGCAGCCGUAGGUGUUUUAGGUCCCCAGUAUCUUCCAAUUAGAUGGUGGCAUUCUUCGCGUUCCCUUCAAGAUGACUCCAUAGUUGAAAAGUCGCUGAAGUCCUUAAAGGACAAAAACAAGAAGCUGGAAGAAGGAGGACCUAUAUAUAGUCCAACAGAAGUGGAAGUCGUGAAAAAAUCUAUUGGACAGAGGAUUGUGGAUGAGCUGAAGCAUUAUUACCAUGGCUUUCGGUUACUGUGGAUCGACACAAAAAUAGCUGCGAGGAUGCUCUGGAGAAUACUUCAUGGAAAUACGCUGUCACGUCGAGAACGGAGACAGUUUCUUCGAAUAUGUGCUGACCUCUUCCGCUUGGUUCCUUUCCUAGUUUUUCUCGUUGUCCCAUUUAUGGAAUUUUUACUUCCAGUAGCUCUUAAGUUGUUCCCUAAUAUGCUUCCUUCUACAUUUGAGACAAAGUCUAAAAAGGAGGAGAGAUUGAAGAAACAACUGAGAGUAAAGCUUGAAUUGGCUAAAUUCCUUCAAGACACGAUUGAGGAGAUGGCCUUAAAAAAUAAAGCAGCCAAAGGAAAUGUUACAAAAGAUUUUUCAACUUUCUUUCAAAAGAUCAGGGAAACUGGCGAAAGACCCAGUAAUGAAGAGAUCUUAAGGUUCUCAAAACUAUUUGAAGAUGAGUUGACACUGGACAAUCUGACCAGGCCUCAGCUGGUGGCACUUUGUAAAUUGCUGGAACUUCAGUCAAUUGGGACAAAUAACUUCCUCCGUUUCCAGUUGACUAUGAGGCUGAGAAGUAUAAAAGCAGAUGACAAACUGAUUGCUGAAGAAGGAGUUGAUACCCUGACUGUUAAAGAACUGCAGGCAGCCUGUCGUGCACGAGGAAUGAGAGCCCUUGGUGUGACAGAGGAGCGUCUCAAAGAACAGCUUAAACAGUGGCUAGAUCUGCACCUGAACCAGGAAAUCCCUACUUCACUGCUGAUUUUAUCCAGAGCCAUGUAUCUUCCAGACACCCUUUCUCCAGCUGAUCAGCUCAAAACAACACUUCAGACACUACCAGAGAGUGUUGCCAAAGAGGCUCAAGUCAAAGUGGCAGAAGUUGAAGGUGAAAAAAUAGAUAACAAAGCACGGCUAGAAGCAACGCUUCAGGAAGAAGAAGCCAUCAGGAAAGAAAAUGAAGAAAAAGAGUUGGAAAGAAUGUCUGAAGCGGCAGAGAAGGCCAAAGAAACCCUUCAAGUUGCAGCCAUGAAAGAGGUGGAAUCAGCAGCAGAUCUUGAACCAGCUGCUUUGCAAGCUAAGAAAAGUCAGAUGGGUAUGGAUGGCGAACAAGAACUGGCAAGGGCAGAUAUGGAGACCUUGAAAGAUACAGCACCCGUACUGGAAGGCAUUAAGGGUGAGGAAAUAACUAAGGAGGAGAUUGACAUGCUGAGUGAUGCUUGUAACAAGCUGCAGGAACAGAAGAAAUCACUGACAAAGGAAAAGGAGAAGCUUGAGGAAUUGAAGGGUGAUAUCCAGGAAUAUAAUGAGGAUUUGCAAGAAAUAAAGGAGCUCUCUAAGACUGGCCAGGAAGAGGUAGUGGAAGAGUCAAAGGCAAGCAAGCGAUUGACCAAAAGGGUGAACCGAAUGAUUGGUCAGAUAGACAAAAUUAUUAAUGAGUUGGAGACAAACCAAAAGACAGUGGAUGUAAAGGUGGAUGAUGGUGCUAGUCCUCCUGCUGGGGAGAAUCUCAUCAGUAUUGCUGAGCUAAUUAAUGCGAUGAAACAAAUCCAGAAGAUUCCAGAGGAGAAGCUAACUAGGAUUGCAGAGGCACUAGAUGAAAACAAGGAUGGCAAAAUUGAUAUAGAUAAUGUUGUUAAGGUAGUAGAAUUGAUUGACAAAGAAGAUAUUGAUAUUGGCACCAGCCAGGUCGCUGAGAUUAUGGCACUGCUUCAAAAAGAAGAAAAACUGGAAGAAAAAGAGAAAGCAAAGGAAAAGCAUGAUAAAGAAGCUGCAGAAAUAAAGAAUUAAGCUUCAGAAUCUGAAGCAAAGCCCAGUUGUAACCAAAACUGUGUUUAUCUUUGUGUCUAAUGGCUACGUAUUACUUGAGCUUUUGUGAUUAUGGAAAGUGUUUUAAGCUGAUUCUAGUAAUAAAUCGUAGAUACGUUUUCUGACAUAUGGAAUGAAAUUUCCGUUCAUCAGAGAAAUGAUUUACUGUCAUUCCAUACAGAUGAAAACAAAAUAUGCUUCUUCAGCAGUGUUCCUGCCCACAAAAUCAUGUAUUUGCACUCAUUGUUGUGGUACAGUGAUCCAUUAAACUUGCAAGUCUGCUGUAUAAAUUAAGUGUAUUGAUCAUGGAAAGAUGUUUUUCAUUUAUUUCCUUUCAUCGUUACAUGGGGCCCAACCUUGCUUUGCUUCUACCUUCUGGCUUUUUCAGAAUUUAAUACAAGCUUUCCCUUCAGUCACAAUACCACAUUUUUUGGUAACCUGUUGGUGAAGAUUCUGUGGCUUCAGUAGUAGCUCAUUAGGUUGAGCCUUACAUAAACUAAAUAUCACUAAGUUGUUGCCUCACUGACAGAGAAUGUGACAUUCUAAUCACUUGUAUGGAUUCAUGAUUUUUUUCCUGUUGAAGGGAAAAUCAGAUUUAUUUUUCCCUAGAACUGAAACUUCCCAUGAAGUUUGCUUCUUAUGGGUGCCUUAAAUUUCUUAAGACUAGGGAGUAGAUGUCACUUCUACUCAAACUUCCAUGAAUUAGUAAAGAAAGCAUUAGAAUCACAGGAGCCUUUUGAAUAGUUUCAGAACACAAUCUGUCACAGAGUAAAAUGAGAUAAAGUGUUUGUCUAAACAGCAAAAUGAAAUUAACUGUAAGGGAAAAAUGUCAGUUGUGAUCUUUUUGCAAAUAUUUUUUUAAAAAAGCAGUUACGAAGGUGUGUUGGUUGUUAUUCAUCUGGCAAUUACUUACCAUAACUAGUUCUGUUACCUCUCAAUUGUCAUCUCAGGUAUAAAUCACUAACCAGGUACAUUCGAAGUACUUAAAUACUUUCAUCUCAUGGCCUUGCUUACUGUGCAGUCAGCAAGUGAUGUCUGAUAUUGGCAGUGUUUUGAUUACAUCGGCUUCCUAAUUAAUUGAUUGCUGUCUUUGCGUUAUUAAAUACUGACAGUAAGUCAAGGUUUACUUAUUAAUGUCUGUCCAGAGUAGUAAAUUUUUAAGUUUCAAAAAUAAAAUACCAACUGUAGGAUGUUCGUAUUUCCUGGUAACCUGAAAUUUCCCUUGUUUCUUAAAAUUUCUGAUGAAAUACAAGAAGUAUGACUUGAACCAGCAGGGUUAUUUUUUUUCCUCAUUUUUCACCCGGUAUCACAAGAUACUCUUGAUUUUGUGUACAUUAUGAAGAGCACAUCUUAUGUCUCUGUACACAGCAAUAUUGAGGUGGGCAGUUAGUAGUAUUAAUGCUUUUAGUAGUAGUUGCAUAUUUUUAUAGAAAAUGUUGACUCCCAAAUGUAUUUCAGCAUAAUUCUAUGUUCAGUAUUUAUCUAGAUUGGCUAAAUUAUUUGUAAAAAUUCAUUUCAAGUUAGUGGAACAAAAAAGUUUGGACAGUCUCAUGGCUUGCAUAAUGGACCAUUGUAUUUAGUUGUUUCCAAAGCAAAGUGUACAGUAGGAUGUACAAUCCAAAUAAUUCUAGAAAAAGGGUCAGUGUUUAGUUUAAAUAUUAAGUUAAUAUUCUGUACAGUUUGAGAAGAAAGCUGCUUUUACAGUAGGUAACGUGACUGUUCCUCCUGAGAAUUGCUGUAAUUAUAUCUUAAGUGUAAAAUUGUUGUGACAAAGCUGAAAUUUCAAAUCAGUAUGGACUUUGCAAUUAACAUACCCAUAAAUGAGGGGGUUAUUCUCUUGUAAAUCGAGACUUACUUGGAGAUUUCAGCAUGAAAGUUAGUUUGUAAAUUUUGAAGAUAGGACUUCGCUGGAUGCUUUUUUAGACCCAAACUUGUCUUAGGUGAAAAAGCAAGAGUAACUUGACAAAAAAAUAAAAUUUUAAAACUAAUUUUACAUUGUAUUAAUAACAAUUAGAAUGAAUGGGCUUUUAUGUACCCUAAAUUUUGCAUUUGCAUAUCUUCAGUUUGAGAACAGCAUUUAGCAGUCUUACUUAACAUUCCUGAAAUGCGAUGAAGUUAUUAGGACUAAAAUGGUCUGCUAGCUUUCGUGCGAUAGCAAAAGCCUCAGCAUGAUGAGGACUCGAAUGCAUACAAGUUUAAAACAGGGAAGUAGCAGAAAAAGCUGUUUUCAAAGCUUUACGGAUUGAAGUUUUAUACAUCUUUAAUUCUCCUGACAGUACGUUAUCUGAUUGUAGUGUUCAGGAGUUUAAGACACAUUGCUGCUGUUCUUGGAUUGUGUGUUCACUGUUCACAUAAAUUGUCUAUGGAUUAAGUAAGAAGGGAGCCAAAAGUAGACGAUUCUUUUUUUAUUAAGAAUGUUCCAAUUGAGAUAAUUGUGGUAUGGUUAUUGAAGACUUUCAGCUUUUAGACUGGUUUGAAAUUUCAUCAUUGUAUAUGAUGAAAUUUUAAUGGUUUACAUAAAAAACACUUAAACGUAUGACUGUCACAAAUGUCAGUUUUCCCCUGUUACCUAAAGAGUUUAAGUGACAUACACAUCAGUAGCAAGGCAUUUCUGCGGGAAAUCUCUUUAUUCUGAUGUCAAAAGUAGGGAAGCCCAUGACAGCUGGACUUUAACAUGUUCUGCAAGCUCAGAAAGAUUGAGAAGCCCUCAGUGAUUGACGUUUACUCGGUUUCAAACCUUCACGAACAACUCUACAGGUGAUUCAGACAACACGAGCAGAUCGGUGGCUUGUGGACUAGCUCCAGAUAACACGCUUUGUUGUCUCUCAUGUUGACCAAAACCAGAAGCCACAGUACUUUCAGAGAAAGGAUGACUUCCAGGUGUACAGUAACCGGUCAGAACUUAUUCCUGAGUGAAUAUUUAAUCAGGAGAUGUAAAUAUUUGUUUAAAUAAUUAAAAGGACGCGUGGGAUUUGGGUGACCUUGUGACUUACACAGGCAAAGCCUCUACGCUCAGAGUUGGGUAAUCAAGCAGUAAAGCCGUUGUUGGGUUUGUUUCAGAUCCAUCUAAAAUAA